Eruca vesicaria subsp. sativa (arugula) is the source of this 1101-nucleotide messenger RNA. The record is from the annotation of a GenBank genome assembly. NCBI's taxonomy places the organism in Eukaryota, Viridiplantae, Streptophyta, Magnoliopsida, Brassicales, Brassicaceae.
AUGGCGGCGGUGGAAUCCUUAGCGACGGAGAUGGACACGGCGGUGCGUGUGGUGCACCUGGCUUCUUCUCUAUGUGUAAAAGUUCAGGAUAAGCUUCGUCUUCCUUCCUCCACUAACGAUGGCCACGUUAAGGCCAAGGAUGAUGAUUCCCCUGUCACUGUCGCAGAUUGGGGUGUUCAAGCGAUUGUGAGCUGGGUUUUAGCUGAGGUUUUUGGCACUCAGAACUUUUCCAUCGUCGCUGAAGAGGACACUGAGUCCCUCUCCAAUACCGAGUCAUUAGCUCUUUUAGGUGCUGUCUCUAACGCUGUCAACGAAGCCUUGUCUGAAGCUCACAAAUACGGUCUUCCCAAGCCAGACAAACCCUUGGAAUCUACUGAAAUUCUAAAUGCUAUUGGUCGAUGCAACUCUGUUGGAGGUCCUAAGGGAAGACACUGGGUUCUUGAUCCCGUAGAUGGGACGUUAGGUUUUGUCCGUGGUGAUCAGUACGCUGUUGCUUUGGCUCUGAUUGAGGACGGUAAAGUUCUGUUGGGUGUACUAGGAUGUCCUAACUAUCCGGUUAAGAAAGAGUUCCUAAGUAACGGUUGCAGCCAAUCUGGAGCUGGAUCAGUAUCGAAAGGGUGUGUCAUGUAUGCAAAGAGAGGUAGUGGUCAAGCUUGGAUGCAACCGUUGCUCCCUGGUGGAUAUCCGGAGUCUGCAACGCUUCUCAAGGCUUCAACAGUUGAUGAUCCGGUUUUAGCUACGGUUUGUGAGCCAGUGGAGAGAGCAAACUCUAACCACUUGUUCACCGCAGGGCUUACCAAUAGCAUGGGAGUUAGGAAACAGCCUAUGAGAGUGUACAGCAUGGUGAAGUAUGCAGCGAUUGCAUGUGGAGACGCGGAAGUGUUUAUGAAGUUUGCGCAGUCAAGUUACAAGGAGAAGAUAUGGGAUCACGCAGCUGGAGUUGUGAUUGUGGAAGAAGCUGGUGGUGUGGUGAGUGAUGCGGGAGGGAGAAAGUUAGACUUCUCAAAGGGAGUUUACUUGGAAGGUCUAGACAGAGGAAUCAUAGCGUGUUCUAAUCAAGUUUUGCAUGAUAAGAUUAAUCAUGGAGCCCAACGCAAGUAA